Gryllus bimaculatus (two-spotted cricket) is the source of this 655-nucleotide messenger RNA. The record is from the annotation of a GenBank genome assembly. Lineage: Eukaryota; Metazoa; Arthropoda; Insecta; Orthoptera; Gryllidae.
UGUUGAAAUUGACCAACAUUACACUUGGAAGUGUGUAAUUUGAUACUAAUAACGUGACUUCUGAAAAGUUUAUAUUUCUGUGAAAAGAAAAGUAUUUUUUUAAAUGAAAACUCGAAUAUCUGCAUUGAAUAUUUUCAAUAAAUGCAGAACAAACGUUGGAGUUCCAGAUAUUUCAGCGUAUAUGAUGUACAAUAUUGGCAAAAGAACAGAAAUAAAGAAAGAAAAUACUAAUUUUACAUUAGUAUUUUUGCUUAAAUUUUACAAUUUCUUUGGAUCAAUUUUGGAAAGUACAAAAUAAUGAUCUCAACAUACAAAUAUUAUCUUGCCGAUUAUAUUGAUAGAAUAUGUGGCAAACUACAUCAAUGAAUGUUGUAUUAAGUAGUUUAAACAGAUGUGCAACAUUAUUUUACAUCGAUUGUACUGGAAUUAUAUUUUUAAGCACUGCCUACGUGUGAAUCACUAAUGACAUGAAUGAUAUAGCUUGUGAAUCAGACUGUUUUUUACAUUUUGAUAGAGAAGAUUGUAAUUGAUCUUCUGCAUAUAAAUGUUUGUUGUUUAAUUAUUUAAAUGUUUUAUAUAUUCUUUGAAACAUAAAUUGUAUGUGUGUAAUAAAACAAUACACAUUAGAUUAAGAAUAAAGCACAAAUUCUCUAGU